Molecule: messenger RNA, 6155 nt
Organism: Conger conger (European conger)
Lineage: Eukaryota; Metazoa; Chordata; Actinopteri; Anguilliformes; Congridae
Gene: lamc3
Product: laminin, gamma 3
Exons: 28
Coding region: 72-4841 (1589 amino acids)
Source: RefSeq, a predicted model, not a curated record
UGUCCCAUGUGUGCGCUCCUCCAGUGCCUCUCUCCCCGUCCGUCUGCCUGCUUCCCCCGGCCUGCACUGCCAUGGAGAACGCCCCGCUCCUCCUGCUGCUCCUCGGCUCACACCUGGCGUCAGCCGGCAUGGACUCCUGCUAUGACGAGCAGGGCUCCCUCAGCCGCUGCAUGCCGAAGUUUGAGAACGCCGCCUUCAACAGGACCGUGACGGCCUCGAACGCGUGCGGUCUCCCUGCGGAGGACUACUGCAUGCAAGCCGGCCCGAUGCGGUCGUGCCACCGCUGCGACGCCGCGGACCCCGAGAGACACCACAACGUCUCCAGCCUGACCGACUUCCACAGCGACGAGGAGCCCACCUGGUGGCAGAGCCAGUCCAUGUUUUACGGAGUACAGCACCCCGCGUCUGUCAACCUCACCCUGCACUUGGGGAAAGCGUUCGAGAUCACAUACGUCCGGCUGAAGUUCCACACCAGCCGCCCUGAGAGCUUUGCCAUCUAUAAGCGCUUGAAAGAUGGAGGGCCCUGGCUACCUUACCAGUACUAUAGUGCCUCCUGCAAAAAGACUUAUGGGAAAGAUGGCAAGGGAUACAUCCGUCCCGGAGAUGAUGAAAGAACAGCCCUCUGCACAGACGAAUUCAGCGAUAUCUCACCCCUGACAGGCGGAAACGUGGCAUUCUCCACACUUGAGGGACGUCCGAGUGCCUACAACUUUGACCAGAGCCCAGUGCUCCAGGAGUGGGUGACAGCUACAGACCUGCUCAUCUCGUUAGACAGACUGAACACCUUUGGAGAUGAGUUCUUCAAGGACACCAAGGUCCUCCGCUCCUACUACUACGCCAUCUCAGAUUUUUCUGUGGGAGCCAGGUGCAAAUGCAAUGGCCAUGCGAGUGAGUGUGUGACUGGGGACGAUGGGUUGCUGGUCUGCGCCUGCCAGCACCACACUGAUGGAGCAGACUGCCAGAUAUGUCAGCCCUUUUACCAGGACAGGCCCUGGGCAAGAGCCACUGCUGACUCAGCCAACGAGUGCCGAGUGUGUAACUGCAGUGGCCGGACAGAGGAGUGUGUGUUUGACUCAGAGCAGUACCGCAGCACAGGCAGCGGGGGGCGCUGUGUGAACUGCAGGGAUAACACAGACGGUCCGCACUGCGAACGUUGCAAGACCAACUUCUAUCGCGCUUCCCCAGAGGACCCAUGCCUACCCUGCAACUGCAGCGUCCUGGGGUCCUCAAGCCUCCAGUGCGGGAAUGAUGGAGUGUGUCACUGCAGACAGAGUGUAACCGGGGAGAAAUGUGACAAGUGCCAGCCUGGAUUCCACUCACUGGGGCCCGCCGGCUGCAGGCCGUGUGAGUGUCACCCUGCCGGCUCUGUGGGUGUCUGCUCCCCUCUGGACGGACGGUGUCCCUGCAAGGAGAACGUUGAGGGACACGCUUGUGACAGGUGCAAGCCGGGCUCGUUCAACCUGGCGUCUGAGCUCCCCGCCGGCUGCGGGAGCUGCUUCUGCUUCGGCCACUCUGUGGCCUGCACGUCCUCCCCCCGCCACUCCGCAAUCAGCCUCACCUCUGACUUCCUGGAAGACCCAGAUGGCUGGACUGGGGAGUUCUCCGGCAUGCUGGAGUCCCCAUUGAUCUGGAAAGAGGGGGAGGUGUACCUGCUGCCCUACAGUGAGGAGGACAUUGGCUUCUAUAAAGCCCCAGAGAGGUUUUUGGGGAACCAGCUGCUGAGCUAUGACCAGCUGCUCGCAAUCACCUUCGUGGCAGAGAGCCCGGAGCUCCUUCCACAGCGCCUGACUGUGAUCCUGGAGGGAUCGAAUGUCUCUGUCUCCGCUGACCUUUCCCCGGAGCCCAGCCCUGAUCCUGUCCCAGCUCCCCAGCACACCUUCUCUCUCAGGCUGAAUGAGAGAGUAGGGGGACUGAGGCCAUCUUUGUCUGCGCUGGAGUUCCGGCGACUUCUCUUCAAUCUCACUGCUCUGAAAAUCAGCAAUGCUGGAGGACACAACUACACCUCGCAGCUGUCGAGAGUCACUCUGCGCUCCGCCGGGCCCUCCAGCGGCUCGGGGGCCCCCGCGCCCUGGGUGGAGGAGUGUGCCUGUCCCCCGGGCCACGCGGGGCAGUUCUGCCAGCACUGCGCCCACGGGUACAAGAGGGAGGUGUCCGACGGCGGCCCCUUUGUCCGCUGCGUGCCCUGCGCCUGCAACCGACACGGAGACUGCCACCCCGAGACAGGUGUGUGUCAGUGCACAGACUUCACCACGGGACCUGCCUGCGAGCUCUGCAUGGAUGGUUACUAUGGAAAUGCUUUGACAGGCAGCUCGGGCAACUGCCAGCCCUGUCCCUGCCCAGAACAGACCAGCUGUGCCCAGGUUCCAGAGUCUGGGGAGGUGGUCUGUACCAACUGUCCUCCUGGUCGAAGGGGUACGCGGUGCGAAAUGUGUGACGAUGGUUUCUAUGGCGAUCCCUUGGGGAAAUCUGGUGGCGCGAGGCCCUGCACUCCCUGCAAUUGUCACGGCAACGUCGACCCCAAUGCAGUGGGCGUGUGCGACCACUUGACAGGCCACUGCAUUAAGUGCCUGCACCACACAGAGGGCGACCACUGCCAGCACUGCCAACAGGGUUACUAUGGAAACGCACUGGACCAGAACGCCAACAAGUGUGAACCUUGCAGAUGUAACCUGGCAGGUGUCGCUGGGUCGUUGGAGGACUGUCAUCCUCAAACAGGCCAGUGCCUGUGCCUGAGCCAUGUGACCGGCCGGGACUGCGGCCACUGCGUGACUGGCUACUUCAAUCUGAGGCCCGGCCUGGGUUGUGAGAGAUGUAACUGCGAUCCCAUUGGCUCUUCCUCCCACGCCUGCCACCCAAUCACGGGGCAGUGUGUGUGUCGCCCAGGAGUGGAGGGGCUGUCGUGUGACUCCUGUAGGAAAGGUUUCUUCGGCUUCUCUUCCCGGGGAUGCAGCGCCUGUGACUGUGACCCCAUGGGCUCCGUCACCAUGCAGUGCCACGGCACGGGGACGUGCUCCUGCCGAGAGGGGUUUGUGGGGGGCAAGUGUGACAGAUGUGAACUGAACUACUUCCACAACAGAGCCUCGCACCAGUGUGAAGAAUGUCCUGUGUGCUACAGCCUAGUGAGGGAUCAGGCGGAAACACUCCGGCUCCGGCUGCGCGGUCUGGAGACACUGCUGGCUCACCACAGCUGCGGGGGCUGGCAGAGGGCACAGCACCAGCCCCUGCGGGAUGAGGACAUCCUGCCCAACGCGCUGGAGGACUUCCUGGCCAUCCAAGAGGCCCGGGAGGCCUUCCUCAGCCAGUUUAUGCAGCUGGAGACGUCUGCGCAGACUCUGGCAGCCCGACUGCGCAGCAUCACCGUGGCGAUGAACUGCAGCAGCGGGGAGGAGGGGGGGGAGGGGAACGCGGGGGCCUGCAGGGCCCUGACCCGCCCUGCAGCCUCGGUCAGCACCGCCCAGGCAGAGCUGAGGAAGGCUGUUCACACACUGGGGAGCAUGGUAAUACCCUUUGAUGUUCCGGCGGAACCAAACCAGUGGAAUAUGCUGGUGAAUGAGUCCCAGGCCCUGGGGAAAAGUCACAUAGAAGCAGCUAGUCGCAUUGAAUCAAUAGCUAAGAAGGCUUUGAUGGCAUCAAACCAGACCUCCGUGCUUCUGAUGGCCCUUCUAGAGGAUAAUUCCACAGAGGCACACAUUAGGAGCCUAACAGAGCAGCUGGUGGAAAUGCGUCAGGCUAAACAGAACCUGACAGCACAGGCAAAUGAGACUCUGUCAGAGGCCACGGCCCUGCACACAUCCGUUCAGCGAGAUCCUGCCCAGAUUGCCGGUGCCCUGGUGAAUUUCAGCUCCUCUCCACAGCAACAGACAAAUGAUUCCCAACUCGGCCUGGUCCAGGAACAAACGCAGGACCUGAUAAACAGAACUGGAGAGUUAAACCUGCAGGUUCGGUCCAAAGAGGAGCUGGUCAUUAAGCUCGGAGAAGAGCUGGCACCUCACUUCGAGAGCAUGCACAAGCACGCGGAAACUAUCCAACAGUUUGAGCAGCUGUCAGUUCGGAUCCUGGAGACCAAGGCUGCCGCUCUUUCUUCUGUGGUGAAGGGGAAGGAGGUCGAGUCCGAAACCUCAGCCCUGAUGAAAGAACUUGAAGACAUGAGGAAAGAGUGGCCUGCUAAGCGUUCUCAGACAAAAUCUGCUGUCAAAAAGGAAAAAAUGGUGGAAGAGAAGAUUCUGGGAGAUGCCAGGAAAAAGGCAAAGCAGGCAGAGAAGAUUGUAAAACAUGCACUAGACAACUCCACCCUGUCCAACAGCACAGCCUCACAGGCAAAGAACAUCUCAGAUACUGCCUCCAAAGAAGCAAAGGAUACCUGCUCCCAGGCAAAAUCAGCCAAGAAAGCAUCUGCACAGCUCAGCUCCUCAUUGGACACAACCAUGCAGCAGCUGGAACACCAGGAGAGCAGAACUGCACAGAUGCUGAUGGAUGGCACUAAUGAGACUGAGGAUACAGUGGGUGGCAUGAGAGAGAACAUUGAAGCUGCAAAACUCAAGCUGGAGUCCUAUUCCAUGACACUGACAGAACUACUUAGUAAAAUCGAAGGCGAGGUGGCCAUUGAGAAGUUUGACAGAAUCCUGAGAGAGACAGAGACCUGGCUUGGCUUCCUGAGACGCAGUGUGGAGGGCCCGGCUCUGAGUGGGAAGAUGGAGGCUCUCCACCAUGCGGCUGCAGACCAGGAGGCCCAGAUCCUCCAGGUGGACCGAGACAUCGAGGAGAUAAAGGAGGAGAGGCGCAGCCUGCAGGAUAUUGCGAUCCACUUGCCCCAGGGCUGCGCGGAGGUGUCCCAGGUCUGAGAACUGCACAAAAGGUUGCCGGUAACACGGCUGUGGUCAGAGAGCAGGUUGUGGAGUGCUCUGGAUUGGAUGACCUCUGACCUCUGGGAGAUUGCGAUGAAAGACAGUGGGAGCAGAUAACCCCUCCCUGAUGUUUGUAAACACAUUAUAGAUCCCUUGCAUUACUUCUAUACAGGGACUGAUUCCAGUUAGUGACAUCACUGUCUCAUGUGGCACUGCCUUAUCGCCUCUCCAGUUUUCGGCAUAGACGCAUUGAGAGAAAGCUUUAUGGGAGACUGUUUCUAUGGAUUCUCUUUAUUGUAUUCUUUUUCAUGGUUUUGCAUUGUUGUUUGAUUCAUUCAUAAACAACUAGAACACUUCUAUAAAACCUCCAGAAAAGACUCCAGCAUAUUUAAUCAAGUUAAAAAUAAUGUUGAUUUAGGAAGGAGAUUAGUGGAGUUCUGCCUCAUCUGUUAGAUUAAUUUAGAAGUGAGCCGUUUCUAAUCAGUGCCGUUAAAUUAAAAAUGAGGCCUUUACCCUUCAUAAUACUCCCUACCUAGAAAAAGUGAUUCAGUUUGAAUUCCAAUUUUGAAGUCUUUUAUUCAAUUAUCUGGUACGUAAAGGGAAAGCAAUGCAUUCUGGCUCCAACCAAAGUGUCAGAGAAGUUUAAUAGAAGGAAUAUCUGCUGAAUAAUGGAAUUGCUUCGAUUUCUGCAUUCCGUCAUAUGAAAGGGAAGCCCUCAAGUGACCUUGUUCAAUCUCACAUAGUAAUAGAAUUUUUUGGAUGAGCAUGAUUGAAUUAAUAUGAUCUGCUUUUUGAGGACUGCAUCAUAAAUGGUAAGUGAAGUGAAAAGGGGAGCAGUGGGGAGAUUGUAUAUUGAUGUUACCCCAAAGUAUGUCUGGGCCAUUGUUUUGUCUUUUCAUGCUGUUGGUCUUUUGGUUGGUCAGGGUUGUCCAUCGCCCCUAUUGUCCACAUGGUGGGGCUAUUACCUGCUGAGGAACUAAGUACUUAAACAUAACUAUGAAAUUAAAAAUACAUUCUCAAAUCUUAACCCUGAACACACUGUGUGGAAAGGAUAUUGACUGUGGAUAUUUGUAUUUUAUUUAGGAUAUAAGAAAGACACUAACAUUCAUAUGGGUACGGGUUCAUUUAACAUAAAAACAAAAAAUGUUUACACCAGGGUUCACAACUGAACAAAAAAUAUCCAGUGAUGAAAACAAGCGCACCAUAUUUACCAUUGUAUAAAUUGUGCAAUUUCCAUUGAUUUCUUUUGUGUAAUAAUCCUACUGAAUAUGUUUAAUUCAUGUCAGGAUGAAUAAAACUGUUUUUUAUGUA